Orbilia oligospora ATCC 24927 is the source of this 1959-nucleotide messenger RNA. RefSeq lists its product as uncharacterized. The transcript is spliced from 6 exons. Gene Ontology annotation, molecular function: ATP binding; ATP hydrolysis activity. The coding region runs from base 1 to 1959 and encodes 652 amino acids. The record is from RefSeq and is a predicted model, not a curated record. Lineage: Eukaryota; Fungi; Ascomycota; Orbiliomycetes; Orbiliales; Orbiliaceae.
AUGGAGCGGGAAGACCGUGGCGGCCAGGGCGCGAAAAGUGAGACCAAGCGGCUUUACAAUCAUUCCAAGGGCGACGAAACUGCAUUGUGGUCCGAGUUCGAUGACCCGGCCAAGGAAGAGCGGCGACUACAGGCAAUAGGUCACCGCUCAGCUAUCAUUCAACGGUUCUCUAAGGAAGAGGGCGAUGGAGACGGACAAGCGCCGUCUUGGAAAACUCAAACAAUUGAGAUUCAAAGUUCACGCUUAAAAACCUCUCUUGAGAGUAUCUUCACCGGUUAUCCGGACUGGAACUCCGGUCCUACGCCGUUUACGUUUUCGCCUCCCUUCAAAAGUUUUUUUCACGUCUGGGAUAAAAUUUUGGAGGAAUCUGGAAGCAAACAGAAGGAAUAUCCUAUUAGAGCGGAAGUUGGACUGCUGCGUGAAGCGCUCAAACCGAAUAUCACCCCAUAUCUAUCGGAACUAAAACAGAUCAAGGACGCAAACGCGAUUGUGUUCAAGUCUCUCUGGUUAUUAUUCGCCCCCGGUACGCUUGUGGUGACGAAGUUGGGGACUCGCCUUUGUGUAUCUAAACUUCGAAGCCUCAAAUUCAAAGAGAAAAAGGAGAGCGUUUACAAGAAACGUCCAGAUCGUUGGCGUCUUGAGCUGCUUCGCUAUGACUGGAAUGGGAGUUACUGCGGCUUUAUAAGUUUCGUGGUUAAGAUCCCGGAUUUUGAUGGAUCACAACGUGUGACAUCACUAGCCGCGUUCCCUUUUGAAUUCCUCCCGAACCAGGCUCAGGUGCAAGAGCAACUACUCUCCCGGGGCCAAAAGUUUGCUGCGCUUCGCGGAUUCUCCAUACACAAUUGCGUAGGCAGCAAGUACGUUAUCGAAAAGACUUACUUCAGCUCAAAGGAAGUUGAGAAACCAGUCUCGGGUCGAGUCAUAGUCGACGGAUAUGCGUACUACAAGUGUCAAAACAAGGUCGCUCCGGAAUUAUCCCGACGCCGUGAAGAAAAAGAUAAGGAUGAUAUGUCGGUAGGGGGUGAAGAAACCCAGACGUUGGCGAACGGAGAAAGGAAGGAAGAACGUCCUCCGUUAACUGACGCGGAACUCCUCCUCAGUGUUCCUCGGGUCAGAGGCUUUGACCUAACUACAAAAGAAUGGUGUGAACUUAAUAUCGACGAACUUCAGGAUCCUGAUUGGAACCAGACUGCAUAUGAGAAGCUAGUUCUCCCUGAGGGUGAAAAGGACUUGGUCAUGGCAUUUGCGGAUCGUUUAAAAACCAGGGUAAAAAGAUUUGACGAUUUUGUACAAAACAAAGGGGAGGGGAUCAUCAUAUUACUGUGCGGUCCGCCAGGCGUAGGCAAAACUCUGACUGCAGAGGCAGUGGCGGAAAGAUCACAGGCGCCCCUCUAUGUUUUAGGUGCGGGAGAGCUUGGGACAGCCCUGCGCGAAGUUGAAACCGCGCUCGAUGAGGCACUGGAACGUUGUCGACUCUGGAAUGCAAUACUCUUGUUAGACGAAGGAGAUGUCUUCUUGGAAGCUAGGAGCAUUGAUAGCAUGAACCGAAAUGGACUAGUCUCUAUUUUCCUUCGGCGCUUGGAAUACUAUCGCGGAUUGAUGUUUCUGACUACAAACAGGGUCAGUGCCAUAGACCCGGCAUUUAGAUCCCGAGCAGACCUCAUACUCCCUUACACUAGCUUGGAUGCACCAGCGCGGAGGAAAGUUUGGUCAAACUUCUUGGACCGAUUUGCGCCUGCGACAUUCCAAAUCAGCGACGAUGAAUUGGAUGAACUGGCGGAGAAAAAUCUAAAUGGAAGAGAAAUAAAGAAUAUGGUUAAAACUGCCCAAAUUCUGUCGGAAGCUGAUGGUUUGUUAACUAUGAAACAUUUCCGAAUUGUUCUGAACAUCCGGAAGCGGUGUUUAGAUGCUGAGGAGUUAGAAUUGGAGGAAUCUGCUAGUAAGAAGCAGAAGAUGUGA